This is a messenger RNA of Pomacea canaliculata, 2322 nucleotides long. Its product is annotated as alpha-(1,3)-fucosyltransferase fut-1-like. Gene Ontology annotation, molecular function: alpha-(1->3)-fucosyltransferase activity. The coding region runs from base 83 to 1600 and encodes 505 amino acids. NCBI's taxonomy places the organism in Eukaryota, Metazoa, Mollusca, Gastropoda, Architaenioglossa, Ampullariidae. The record is from RefSeq and is a predicted model, not a curated record. The transcript has 6 exons. Gene Ontology annotation, cellular component: membrane.
GCUCGAAUCUCCACCUCCGCAUCCCCGGUGUUUGACAUUUUGGACCCAAGAUAGAAUCAUCGGUAACAAACGCUCACAAAUUAUGAUAAAACGUCUGCGUGCAUUGAAAUUUUGCCUCACUGCUGGCACCUGUGUUGGUCUGAUGUACAUGAUAGGAAUUGUUGGAUGGGGUUGGAGCUAUUUCGAGACACCUGACCCGAGGUAUCCCUGUGUCAACAACAGUGAGCAAGAUGACCUCGGUUCGACUUAUUUUGUGCCGCAGUCCAUUGUUUUGAAUCAACAUAUUCCACUCUGGCAGAGACACCAGACAAGCCAGGGUAUCCUGGGGUACCCAGUCCCACUCAACAGGUCACAGCAAGGAGACAAUAACAAGACACUUGAUGAAGUGCAAACAUUCGACCACUGGCCAAAUUUCUCCAAGAAUUACUAUAAAAACCCGAUUCCAGAGAGUCCGUUUCAUCCCAAUCACACCAUCCGGUGGCAGUUUGAUUCUAGUCAGCUUCUCAAACGACCUGAUGUUACGAGUCAGCCGCCGAAAAUCAUCACCUGGAUGACAAAGCCCCGCCAUAUUCCAGACCUUCCGGAACCUGUGCGCCUGCGCGUGUGUCCGGAAAUGCCUUGUCGUGUGACUUCCAAUACUUCAUUCCGGGAGCAAAGCUCGGCCCUCGUGUGGUCUGUGGAACACAUGUCGGAAACACAGCCACCACCGAGAUCGUUUCCCGAUCAGGUUUUUGUGUUUCAUAAUCUCGAGCCCCCGAGGGGAGAAUGGGUGUGUUCCUCCACUUACCGCCUGGAUUCCUGGACGUCAGUCUUUAACUGGACCAUGAACUACAGGUUUGACGCCGACAUUCUCAGUCUCCAUGGCCUGGUGGUCAAGCGAAGACGUCCAGUCAAGCGGAACUACACGGACAUCCUGGCCAGGAAGACCAAGUUCGCUGCCUGGGCUGUCAGCAGUGUUAUAGAUCAAAGCAAACGGAAACAGUUCGCCGCCAUGCUGCAGAAGUACAUCCCCAUCGACAUCUUCGGGGAAAAUUCUGAACACAAAUGUCCUCGAGACCAAGACGACGCCUGUUUUCAGACAUUCAGCAGGGACUACAAGUUCUACAUGGCUUUUGAAAACUCCUUGUGUAAGGACUACAUUUCAGAGAAAUUCUUCCGCUAUCUGAACUUAGACGCGGUGCUGGUUGCACGAGGCAGCAACGAAUACAAAUUCCACGCGCCGCCAGGCAUCUUCAUCAACACGCGGACUUUGCAACAGUCAAAGACCUCGCCGACUACCUUCUGUACCUCGACAAACACCCCAAUGACUACAUCGAGAUUCUCAAAGCCAAGGACAAGUAUGAGGUCUUGUUCGAGGACUACCCGUUGCGUAGAGAUGACGGGCGAGUGUUCUUCAUGCAUUACCAGUACGAGGCCACAGCUUUCUGUGAGAUGUGUCGCCGCCUGUGGAACCUGGACUCCUACAGACAGACCAUUCCGGAUGCAGGAAAGUGGUUUGAUAAAGAGCUGUGCUACAAAGCCACAGAUUUACAGUAAAAAUUUAAGCUCUGUCGUAUUAUUUAUUGGGAUGUUUUUUAACAUCUUGUACCUCGAGACCUAGUCUCAAACCAAGAGGGCAAGACUUGGGAGGAAGGACCCUUGGGUUAGAGAACUUUGAGCUAGGGGGCAAGUCAGUGACAAAGAACUGUCAGGACUGCAUGCGGUCGCCGUGGAAUGCAAAGAGCUGGGCGACCAGGACUUGCACUACCUGUGAGAGGACUUGCACUACCUGUGAGAGGACUUGCAUUACCUGUGAGAGGACUUGCACUACAUGUGAGAGGUAGACGUUCGACGCCAAGUCCAGAAGUCAUCAAAGGAAGAGAAUUUCUUCUGGGUUCGCCGCAAUCCAAAGAACCAGAGAGUUUUGCAGGAAGGUGAUAAUUUAUUCACAGGCUGUACGUGGUUUAUCAGUCGUCGACGACACCACGUGUAUGUCCCUGGACUGGGAUGUGUCUCCGGGGGUGCAGUCGUUGCUCUUUGGCAGGUGAAGCAACACUUUCGAGUGAAAGUCAUCAGAGUGCUGUGACUGUCAGCGGAAGUAUUGGUCUCCACCAAACCUCCCUCAUUAUUAAACCACGAUAACAAUAACAGCUUUAACAUCAGAGCUAAGCUGAUGUGUGAGUGAGAGUGAAUGGUAGAGAAAGAGAGAGGUAACUUCACUGGAAUAGUGGAAGUACGCUUAGCACGGAUAGCACUGGGACUCACUGGGACUCUCCCCUAAACGAGUCUUUUUAUUGUGUGUAUUUGUAUGUUUUUACGCUUAUUAAAUCUUUUUAUACAUCA